UUAUUAAAAAAGGCUGGGUUGUACUUGCGAGCCCUCCAGCAUUACUCAGAGUUGCCUGAUAUCAAGCGUGCCAUUGUAAAUACCCAUGUCAUUGAACCACAGACACUUGUUGAGUUCUUUGGCACAUUGUCGAGAGUGGGCUUUGGAAUGCAUGAAAGACCUUCUACUGGUUAAUCUGAGGGGAAAUCUUCAGAUUGUUGUGCAGGCCGCGAAAGAACACUCUAAGCAGCUAGGGGUUGAUGCUUGCAUCAAAUUAUUUGAGCAAUUCAAAUCUUAUGAGGGCCUUUACUUUUUCUUGGGAUCCUAUCUGAGCUCCAGCGAGGACCCAGAUAUCCAUUUCAAGUAUGGAUUUGCUAGGAGUUUUUCCAACUGGCCUUGCAACUUCAACACCUGAGACAAAUACAUCUCA
Molecule: messenger RNA, 409 nt
Organism: Zea mays
Lineage: Eukaryota; Viridiplantae; Streptophyta; Magnoliopsida; Poales; Poaceae
Product: clathrin heavy chain 1-like
Exons: 5
Coding region: 86-394 (102 amino acids)
Biological process (GO): receptor-mediated endocytosis
Cellular component (GO): chloroplast; Golgi apparatus; plasmodesma
Molecular function (GO): clathrin light chain binding
Source: RefSeq, a predicted model, not a curated record